AUGACAGUCAACGACCUCGCAACAAGCCUCGACAGCUCUCAAAAGGCAGACGCCACCUCAAAAGUGUUCGACAAGUCUCCCACUAGACUGUUUGCCAAUGACUCACCGAUGUACAGGAUAAUCAAGACAGCUGCAGAUGCCAGACCCUACAGGACGAACUUGACAAACUACAGGAAUGGGAAAAGAAGAUAUUUGUACCGAAGGAGUCGUUUUUCCCUUCCACGAUUGUUCUAUGGAACCGCCUCCCUCAGAGCCUCGUCACGGCCGCCAAAGUAUGAGAUUCUCCAGUGUGGUGAUGUGGAGAAACUGAUAAAGAAGCGUACACAUCCAGAGGAGUCGCCUCUUUACUAUGUUACUAUUGAGGACACAUUUGAUGUUAUCAAGCGUGCCCGCAUUGCUACUGGUCAUGGUGGUCGUGAUCGCAUGAUCAAGGAACUACAACGAAAAUAUGCGAACAUCACUACCAAGGCUCUAGAGCACUUCAAGUCACAUUGUGCGGAGUGUCAGAAAAAGAGGAAGCGUCCAAUGACCAAGGGUAUAGUGGUGCGACCUAUUCUGACCAAGGAGUUUGCAUGUAGAGGCCAGGUUGAUUUAAUAGACAUGCAGGCUAUUGCACACUCCAACUACAAGUGGAUCAUGGUUUACCAGGACCACCUGAACAAAUUUUGUGUCAUCCGACCACUCACCACCAAGCGUGCCUCAGAGGUUGCCUUCCAGCUCAUGGACAUAUUCCGCCUCAUGGGAGCUCCUGUCAUUCUCCGGAGUGACAAUGGUUCAGAGUUUACAUCCCAUGUGAUCACAGAGCUGAAGGAGGUGUGGCCAACCCUUAAGCUUGUACAUGGCAAACCCCGUCAUCCACAUAUACAAGGUUCUGUAUAA
Mya arenaria is the source of this 879-nucleotide messenger RNA. Its product is annotated as KRAB-A domain-containing protein 2-like. The coding region runs from base 1 to 879 and encodes 292 amino acids. The transcript has 4 exons. NCBI's taxonomy places the organism in Eukaryota, Metazoa, Mollusca, Bivalvia, Myida, Myidae. The record is from RefSeq and is a predicted model, not a curated record. Gene Ontology annotation, biological process: DNA integration. Gene Ontology annotation, molecular function: nucleic acid binding.